This is a messenger RNA of Sclerotinia trifoliorum, 1986 nucleotides long. The record is from the annotation of a GenBank genome assembly. NCBI's taxonomy places the organism in Eukaryota, Fungi, Ascomycota, Leotiomycetes, Helotiales, Sclerotiniaceae.
CAUUGUGAUAAUAUGCAUAAAUUCUGCAAUGGCUUGUUUAUAACUUAUUAUAACUUAUAAAUAGGCAUAAUUUUGAUAUAGCCUACUCCUGUCUUUACUAUUACGAAUAUUACGAAGACCUAUGAAUUUUUAACUCUUACAAUUAUACCAUUGACAUAAUCCAAAAUGUCGAAUUUGAUCAAUCGCGUGGGCAGCUCUUCACAAGCGCAAUUUACAGCUACUGCGCUUGUAUCUGGUGCGGUGGUAGCAGGCGCAAUUUUCAGUUACCAGGCUCUGAGGAGGCAAGAAAAAGUGGAAGAUUUGAAGAGCUCAAUACCUAGUUUGGGACGAGAUCAUCAUGCUGAUUUGGUAUGUCGAGAUCUACCGUCUAGAAAGAGAACGGAAUUGAAUUCAAGUGCUUAUGCUGACGAAAGAAGUGAAGCUUACGGAUAUGGGGAUCGCGCCUAAGGGUAUGGGCAUAAGUAAAGAAGAUGAGAGAGGUGCUGCAUUGGCGGAGAGAGCGAGAAGAGGGGAUUAUGAUGAUGGUACUUUCAAUUCUUCAGGGAGAUACUACGGGCAUGACUAAUCUGUGCAGAACUCAUUUUAGAACAAUUAGCCCGGAAUCGAGUUUUUUUGAAAGACGAUGGACUACAAAAGUUGCGCUCAGCAUUUGUCAUUGUGGUUGGUUGUGGAGGUGUUGGAUCGCAUUGCACGGCAGCUCUUGCGCGUUCAGGAGUUUCACAUAUACGUCUCAUUGAUUUCGACCAAGUUACUCUCUCAUCCCUCAAUCGACAUGCUGUUGCAACACUCGCAGAUGUAGGCACACCAAAAGUAGGAUGUUUGGAGAAUCGUCUACAACAAAUCGCGCCAUGGGUAAAUUUCGAUUUGAGAAAUGAACUUUUCCAUGCCAAAGCAGCGGACUCUUUACUUGCAGAAUGGAACGGUAGAAAGCCGGAUUAUAUUGUGGAUGCUAUUGAUAAUAUCGAUAGUAAGGUGGAAUUGCUGGAAUAUUGUUACAGAAACAAACUACCAGUGAUUUCAUCCAUGGGCGCAGGAUGCAAAUCCGACCCAACCAGAGUCUUUGUUGGAGAUAUCUCUGCUAGUACAGACGAUCCCCUUUCCCGUUCUACUCGAAGGAGACUUCGUCUAUUAGGUAUUACAUCUGGCAUCAACGUGGUAUACUCAACAGAAAAGCCUGGACCAGGAAAAGCUCAACUUUUGCCCCUACCCGAGGAGGAAUUCAAGAAAGGCUCAGUUGGCGACUUGGGUGUGUUACCCGAUUUCCGCGUGCGAAUCUUGCCAGUUUUAGGCACUAUGCCCGCCGUCUUUGGAUAUGUAGUUGCCAAUCAUUUGAUCCUUCAAAUCACAGGUUAUCCAUGCGAAUACGUACCCGCCAAAGGUCGAGAAAAGAUGUACGAUGGAAUAUUGGCUCAAUUGCAAGGUUUUGAAGAAAAACUCGCUCGGGCAACAACCGCAAAUGAGGAUGCACAAGGAUUGAAAGUUCCAUUAACAUCGGCUGAUGUCGGAUACAUAGUUGAGGAGGUGUAUAAAGGAAAGUCGGCGCUGAGCGGGAUAUCGACCAGAUUAGCGUUGACGAGAUGGAGAAAACCUGAGGAGGGAAGCACAUUGGAUGCAAGUAUCGAGGGUCAGAAGGCAAGCAAAGUCAGAGCAAGAGAUCUGGUGUGUAUGACAAGGGAAGAGGCAACAAAACACGAGAAGCUUGUUUUUAAGGAGGGCAAGAAAUUGGAGGAAGUGUAUGAUAGUGCGACGAUAGAGAAGGUCGAGGCGAGGAUUAGGGAGGAAAUUGGGUAUGAAAAGUAUAGAUGAGAAUUGAAAAAAAGAUUGAUAGACUGUAGUGAUGGUUUGUAUCUCCGCUUACUGUCAAUUCCUCGUUGAAGCUUGAGUAUAUACCAAUUCAGUAUGAAUUGGGCAAUCGUUCUUAAGCCACAGAAGAUAUAGAAGACUUUUAGAGCAAAGCUGCUUGAUUCUUUUUGAUUCCAAGAUUAG